This is a messenger RNA of Drosophila subpulchrella, 1100 nucleotides long. Its product is annotated as daxx-like protein. The record is from RefSeq and is a predicted model, not a curated record. The transcript has 2 exons. NCBI's taxonomy places the organism in Eukaryota, Metazoa, Arthropoda, Insecta, Diptera, Drosophilidae. Bases 12 to 596 code for a protein of 194 amino acids.
CCCACCGAUGCAUGCACAUCCCCAGUGGUAUCACAGUUAACGAACACCAGAAGAACAUCCUCACCACAAAUGAAAAUCUGACCAUUUCCCUGGCAGAGCCCAACAACAAUAACGAAAACAGCAAUAAUAAUAACAACAACACCAACAGCUACAACAACAAUGUGAAGCAGGUGAAGAUGGGCGCCGUCCAGAAAGUGGCCUGGUCGUCACCAGGUGAGGGUGACGCCUGGCAACCAAAUACGGGUGACAGCCGGAGCCAAUGUCAUCCAGUCGCCAUCCGAGUGUUGCCGAUGACUCGCCCGCCGGUUGUAAUAGGUCAGCGCCAGCAACAGCAGCAGCUACCUAGAUCCUUGGCUACCCCCGAAACCACUGCAAUCACAGCCAAAGACGCUGGCAAAACCGCUCCAACAGCCAGUUCCACAGAAAUUAACGGUACAGCAGCAACCAAAGGCGAUCGUGGAACAACAGCUACAGAAAGCGUCCCCGUCGCAGAUACUGCCACUGUAAAACUUCCACAACAGAAGACUUCCCUUGGGUCUUUCCAGCAAACGCAAAAGCCACAAAACUUCAACUUCAACUGCAACAACAGCAAAUAGCUUUCCUGCAACUGCAACAGCAACGAAUAUCCGUAUGACAACUGCAACAGCAACAGGAAGCCAUGAUGGGGCAGUUCCAACAGCAACAGGUGCCAGACCGAUGGGUCUGCUGCGGCCACAACUUCAGCCACAGCUCCUGCAACAAAAUCCUUUGACGCCGACCCCCACGCCGAGAUCACGCCGGUGCCUCCUAACAGUAGAGAGUCAUUCAGGUGAAAGCUUAGUCUGCUGGCGUAGUCAACGCCGCAGCCGCCAUCAUGAGUGCAGCUCGUACUUUGCCCUUCAAAAGCUCAUCCCGGCCACUCUGCCACUACCUUCAACGCAUCUCCAGGGAUUCACAACCAGUGCCACUCCCCCGCAGCGUCUUCUGGCCACUCCGCCACAUUGUGCGGCCGCCUUGAAUGAGCCGCUGCUGCUCAACCUACCGGCGAUCACAAAGCUCUCACGUGGGGCAGAUGUAGCUCAUCAAUUACAAUUACGGUGUUAAAAAGAUUAAUGAAAAAC